CAAGCGGCCGCGGCGGUGCUGGCGGCGGCGUGUGCGCUGGGAGGCCUCGGCGGCGGCCUGGCUGCGCUGCAGGACCUGCUGGCGGCGGCGGCGGCGCCCCUGACGCUGCAGGCCGCCGCCAGCGGUGCACUGCUGCGGCUGCACGUGCGCUGGCUGCGGGGCGCGUGGGGGCUGCUGCGGGGCACUGCGCAGGAGGCGCAUCGCCGCCGCCGCCGGCAGCAGCAGCAGCAGCAGCAGCAGCAGCAGCAGCAGCAGCAGCAGCAGCAGCAGCAGCAGCAGCAGCAGCAGCAGCAGCAGCAGCAGCAGCAGCAGCAGGGCGGUGACGGCCCGGCGGGGGGCGCCUCCUCCUCCUCUCCGGGCGGGCGUGUGCCCAUCAGCCGCCUGGAGAGCUUGCUGGGGCUGGCUCCGGACCCCGGGUCGCGCGAGGAGGUCGUGGUGGAGCAGCUGAUCGUGGGCGUGCUGCUGCUGGUGCCGCUGCUGGCGCUGCUGCCCACCACCGCGGCAUGGCACGUGCUGGCGGCGGCGGCGGCGGGCGCACCGGCGGCGGCGGGGGGCCUGUUGGCGGCGGCGGGCGGGCUGCUGCGGGAUAACCCGCUGCUGACGGCGGCCUGGAGGGGGCUAAGAGCGCUGGACUUCCCGGGUCGCGAGGUCAUGGUGCACCACGUGGUGCCGCUGGACACCUCGCGCCGUCUGCCCGCAGCACCGCCUCAGGCUGUGGAAAAGGAGCUGUCUAGCGCGUUGUUGGCAUGUUCGUGUGGUGAGGCGGCGUGCUUUGUUGUGGAGCCGCUGCCCAGGGCUUGGAGGGAAGUUGUGAUGGAGUGCCUGUGGCGUGGAGCGGCACUUGGCGGGUGGGGUGCGCUAGCGGGCGCGUGCGGCAAAAGGAGAGCGUAGCGAUGGUGGCGGGGGAGUUGGCGCAGGUUCUAGAAGACUGGUUGGUAGCUGCCGGGUAGGUGGGCGACUGGCCGGUGUGCCCAGACGCUUUUACCAAAGGUAUAAAGAUGACAAUUUGGAAGUUAUAUGUGUGCCCCAAGUCCCAUCUCCGUCAACGUCAGCUAACGACCUUGAGGCCUUCGAGUAACCCCAAGUUAGGGACCCUGUUCAACUGCCAACUGCCGCUAUACCUCGGGCUGUAAGUCGAUCAGCAUAUGAUGUAAAAGUGCAAAUGGUGUUGAGUGUAUAGUAUUGAACCCAUAGACAUAUGCCUUUGCGUUUAGCGGGCACCAUUUCACGGCGUUACCUGGAUUCUGUGCACGGUGCCUGACAAAUUUACAAGACAAUCCUUGGACUCUCGAGAUGCUUUCCAACUUUCAUACUCCUCGAUAAUACCUGGAACAUACACGGCAUAUUCUGGGUUGUAUAGAAACACCAGCAACUCACGUCCUUCUGUUCUCCGUUCAAUGCUCGUUGGCGGUGGGAAAGCAGGCUCCUCCAGCUUCCGGCCUCACCUAAGCGAAGCCUGUGGUACAAAGCUUGGCUUGGAUGCGGAGACCUGCUACGACCGGAGUAGCGAACACGUCAUCCUCAGCAAGUCGUCCUUGACGCCUGAUUGUGGAUUUACGUGCUCCAACAACAUAUCUGAUUAUUUCGGCCGGGAUUUCAGUGCAGAAUGCGCGAGGGCGCGCACCUCUCCCAGCUUAUGCGGAGAACCAGCUACCCCAAAUGGUACAGGCGACUCGAUUUCCUCUCAAAGCCCAGUCAGCAAUUCGCACUCAUGCUAUGGCCAAGGGCACGCUCCCCUCGAUCCGCUUAUGGAAGAAUCCUCUCAUUGCUUCAGUACACAGCGCCGGUGGUAUGGUAACAGCUGCGAUGGCGCGGAUUCUUAUGCCGAGGAUGCUCGCCAUGGUGCACACACUUCGGCUGCACGGCACAGGCGGUUUCCAAGUGCACAAAAUGGAGACGGCCUAGGCUAUGAUACUGCGUUUCCAUUCGCGACCGGCAUUGGUUCAUCAAACCCUAACGUUGGGCUCACUCCCAAUGACGACCUCAAUGCGCAGCUCUCCUUUGCAAACGCCCGAGUAGAGGUAUUGGAGCAUGAACUGCGUGAUCAGCGCGCUCUGAACGAGGGGCUGGCCCUUCAGCUACAGCAGCGGGACGCGCAGCUCUACGAGCUACGUCGUCUGCAGGGCGCCCAUGGCGACUGCGCGCGCCAAGACCCCGAGGCCAACGCGUCCUCUGCGGGCCCCUCAUCACUACCCCAGAUGGGUCUUCUAUCCCGGCUGCAUCGCUCACGCGAAGAGCUCUUCCCUCAACCACAAGAACCACAGCAGCCACAGCGACACGCGACAGAUGAGGAGGCUUCGGAGCAGCUCCCCGCUGCGGGCGUGCCCCACCCCGCGACGCUCUUCCCCCUAGGCUGCCCAUAUGAGACGCCCUCUCCGCCCUCCACUCCAGCUCCGCCGCACCUGGCCGCCCACCCGGAGCCUGAGGCGCCCUGGCCGCUCGAGGCGGUUUCGGAGCGCUCCCUCGCGCUGCUGCGACUGGACACCCCGCAGGCCUUUGACACCAUGGCGCCCCCCGCCGCGGACCUCGUCAGCGGUGCGGGCGGGUCCGCGGGUGCUGCCGAGAGCGCCACCGCUACCGCCCCUCUUGCGCCGCUGCUGCCGCAGCACCCACGGCACCGCCCGCAGCAGGCCAUGUCGUCCCCCUUCCUGGCUGUGGCGACGGCCGCCGCUGCUUCUGAGCCCAACCCAGAUCAUCACGACCGCCGCGCUCACAAACAAGAUCACCAGGACAAAGAGCAACAACAACACCUGCCACAGCCGCCUGAGAUCGACAGCGACGUCGAGCAGACCAAGCCCACCCCUUCCGCACCCUCUGCCCCCACCAUCUCACCCUUUGCUGCCGCCUCUUCCACCGCCGCUGCCGCCAUGAGUGAUUCUGUCACCCCCGCCCAUGCCGACGCGCUGUCCAGCGCCUCCGACCUGCACCCGCUGCUGGCUCAGGAGCGCCGCCGCACGGACCGCGCGCACGCCGCCCUGCUGGUCAGCAGUCGUCAGGCUCAGCGGCUGUCGCAUCAGGUGGCUGCGCUGCAGGUGCGGCAGGAGGCGCUGCUGCAGGAGCUGAAGGACUGGCGCAGCGCCUGCCUGGAGAACCACAGGAAGCUAGCGAGGCUGCGCAGGGCAGCAGCGGAGGCGGUAGAAGCGGGGGGGAGUGGUGUUGGGGGGCGUCGUGCGGAAUGAGUGAGGUGGAGAGGGCGGUGGGAGGGAGAGGCUGGGAGUAUGCGGCAUGUUGGAAAGGUUGUUUGUUGGGUACAUGGAUACAUGUGUUGUGUGAUUUGUAGUAAGUGCGUCGUUUUGGGGUUUUGUGGUCCCUUGUGGAAACGUGCUGACUGCGUGCAUCAAGAAGCGUGACGGUGAGGUGGCCGCUACUGCGCUUUUGCGGAGAUCUUGCGAAGAUGUGUGCUGAUAGGUCGGAUGUCACACGGAGACAUGGUUGGAGGUACAGCAGGGCAGGAUCGGUUGGAAGUCGCAGUAGGAUUGUUGUGCGGUAGCCGCACGUUUUGGUGCGUGCGAUGGAACGCAACUAACAACACUUGUCUCGAUGAAUAACGAAAGGCCAAGAACUAAACGGUUUUGUGUUGCUCGUCUUCAUCAGUUGGUCACUUUGCUGCUUUGCUCGGCACUGUGCUGGCGGUUGCAGCUGUACACUAGGGGUUGGAGC
Astrephomene gubernaculifera is the source of this 3660-nucleotide messenger RNA. The record is from the annotation of a GenBank genome assembly. Lineage: Eukaryota; Viridiplantae; Chlorophyta; Chlorophyceae; Chlamydomonadales; Astrephomenaceae.